Messenger RNA from Alnus glutinosa, 1415 nucleotides. RefSeq names its product biotin--protein ligase 2-like. The coding region runs from base 41 to 1162 and encodes 373 amino acids. Lineage: Eukaryota; Viridiplantae; Streptophyta; Magnoliopsida; Fagales; Betulaceae. Gene Ontology annotation, biological process: protein modification process. Gene Ontology annotation, cellular component: cytoplasm. The record is from RefSeq and is a predicted model, not a curated record. The transcript has 10 exons. Gene Ontology annotation, molecular function: biotin--[biotin carboxyl-carrier protein] ligase activity.
CUACAGAGCCUUGGCGAAAGAAACGAAGCUCGGUUUGUUUAUGCCCCUCGCUUCGAGCUCACUGCGAUUUGUCUCCGUACGGAACUCCCUCUGCGUUCUCUCUCUACGCGAAGUCAUUUUCGCAUGCAAACGGCCUUUCGGUGUCUCUCCAUCUAUGUCAUUGCCAGUUAUGGAUUCCAGUUCAUCUUGUACACUGAUUCUAUGUGGAAAAUCGACGAUCGAGAGUGAAAUUGCAAAAUCUAUAAAGAGCAAUAGUGCUCUAAAGCUCCCUGACAAUCAAGACGUUUCAAUUCUUUUGCAAUCGGAGCUGGAGAAACCGCUCCAAAAAGACUUGGACUCUAUUGGCGUCGAUUCUUUCAUGAAUUCUCUUUCAACGAAUCAGUUUGGUAGGUUUCUCAUUUGGUCUCCGCGGUUGCCUUCCACACACGACGUCGUUUCUCACAAUUUUUGUGAGCUUCCGGUCGGUGCGGUUUGUGUUGCCGAUGUUCAGUCAAAGGGACGAGGUCGGUCGAGGAAUGUGUGGGAAUCUCCGAAAGGUUGCCUCAUGUUUUCUUUUACCAUACAAAUGGAGGACGGACGAGCCGUGCCUCUUUUGCAAUAUGUCGUGUCUCUUGCUAUCACUGAGGCAAUAAAGGAUGUCUGUGACAAAAAUGGCUUGCCAUGUGUUGAUGUUAAAAUAAAGUGGCCAAAUGAUCUUUACUUUAAUGGCCUUAAAAUUGGAGGCAUUCUAUGCACCUCAACAUAUAAGUCGAAGAAGUUCAAUGUCAGUGCUGGUAUAGGUUUGAAUAUUGAUAAUGAGAAACCAACAACAUGUUUAAAUGCAGUUCUAAGAGAAUUGUGUGUUGGAGCUUACCAAUUCAGUAGACAAGAUAUACUUGCUGCCUUUUUUAAUAAAUUCGAGAAAUUUUAUGAUGUUUUCAUAAAUCAAGGAUUUCAAUCUCUUGAGGAGCUAUAUUGUAAGACAUGGCUGCACAGUGGGCAAAGAGUAACUGUACAGGAAAAGAAUGGGGACCAAGUGGUUGAAAAUGUGGUAACUAUUCAGGGUUUGACAUCCUCAGGGUAUUUGUUAGCUAUUGGUGAGGACAAUCAAAUGUGCGAGCUUCAUCCUGAUGGCAAUAGUUUUGACUUCUUCAAAGGACUAAUUAAAAGAAAACUUGAGUGAAGAAGAUUCCUUGGCACCUUCAACUGGAAGCAACUAUCGUGCUGGAACAUGUGCUGUCCUUAUUUUUAUCCUUUUGUCCAUACCCUCGUUCAAUUCAUUUACUUACUUUUGUUUUGACUCGUUUUAUUUUUCAACAGACUAAUACAAUGAAUGACAACCAUUGUAUAUUUUUGUACGGUUGUGAACCAAAACGAAAAUAUUCCAAUUUUGACAUUUAAUACACGUUGGGUCAUAUGGUCCUUGCAGAUAAUCA